Messenger RNA from Cyanidioschyzon merolae strain 10D, 882 nucleotides. RefSeq lists its product as hypothetical. The coding region runs from base 1 to 882 and encodes 293 amino acids. NCBI's taxonomy places the organism in Eukaryota, Rhodophyta, Bangiophyceae, Cyanidiales, Cyanidiaceae. The record is from RefSeq and is a predicted model, not a curated record. The transcript has a single exon.
AUGAAGGCCGCUUUCCUCAGUUCCUUCACGUUGGAGCCACUACUGCACACUGGUUGUGACCGAAAGGAACUGCAUAGUACCCAGAAUAGAUUGGCGUUACCUGCUUUGUACGGUAAGCGGAGUCCGGGACGCCUCGCGCGUAGGACUCUGCACAGCGUGCUCGAUGCGGACGUGAAAGCGCAGCGCUCUGGCCCGAGAAAGCCCAAUAAUGGAGACACUUCUGACUUGGAGCAACCACAGUCUGCUUCUGCAUUGUUUGUUUCCGAGAUUGUGAAGAUCGCUGGUCCAGACAGAGGCAUUUUUGCGCUUAACGAGUUCGAACGCGACGCCAUCGCAUCGCAGCUGGCCCGGCUCGAGAAGAAGAAUCCCACCAAGGCCCCGCUGUGCGAAUUGGAGUCGAAGCUCUUGGGCACAUGGCGCCUUGUGUAUACUGACCGAAUGAUUCUGGGUCGGAGAAGGGCGCUUCUGUACCUAACGUCGAGCGCGAAGCCAGGCCUGGUGCACCUCGGAGAGGUGACGCAGCAAAUACACGCUCCGGAAAAAGUACCUGCGCAGUUCCAUGGAGCGCACGUAAGUGAAACUGGUAGAGCAGAGAACCGUGUAGAAUUUCGGGUAUUCGGGGGUAUUGACGGUGUCUACACCGUACAGGCUUUCUACGGGGCAGACGUGUCGAACUCGGCGCGGGUUUGGAUCCAGGGCAUCUCGUCUUCGUUGCAGCCAGCAAAUUUCGUGUCCAUAAUGAAUGAGCAGCGCCAGCAGGUGCUGAAAGAGCUCUUCGAUCCCACCGGAUAUUUAGAUGUUACUUUUCUGGACGACGUCUACCGAGUUACUCGCGAUGAGAAGGGUUUCGUGUAUUUGUGGGAACGAAUAUCGACAGCCUAG